Ichthyophthirius multifiliis is the source of this 1625-nucleotide messenger RNA. RefSeq lists its product as hypothetical. Gene Ontology annotation, molecular function: lyase activity. The record is from RefSeq and is a predicted model, not a curated record. NCBI's taxonomy places the organism in Eukaryota, Ciliophora, Oligohymenophorea, Hymenostomatida. The transcript has 8 exons.
AAAAAAAGAUUAAAAUGCUAUCAAAAGCAUCUUAAAAAUAUUUCUCUUAAUUACUUAAAUUACCCAGAGAUCAAAACUAAGCCCGUCUUUUAGGAGAAUACGCCCUCAACUUUUUAAAAAAUGGUAACCCAAGUUAAAAAGUAUACGAAAGAGUAAAGCUUUUCCACACUGACUCAGUAUUUACUGGUAUAUCAGCUUUAGCUUUAAAAACAAACGCCCCAACUAUACUAAAAGCAGAAGCUUUAGAAAAUGCCUAAAAAGUCGGAACAAAACCGAAAAUAGGAUUUUCAAGAUGUUUUGGAUCUAAUUUAAAUGUUCCUGUUGAAAAGGCUGUAUGCGCAAAUGCUGCAGCAGUUAGAGAAUGGGAUUCAAAUGGAACUGUGUUUGGUUUUAAUGAGACAGUCAAUGCUAAUAGAGCUGGUGAAUUCGGACAUAAUGACUUUUAUCCUGCAGUAUUAGCUGCUGCUCAUUAAAAUCCUGAUAUAAACGGUAAGCUAGCAACAAAAGCUAUGAUCUUAUAAGAUGAAAUUCGUGGUAGAUUAUGUGAAUCAUUCUCUUUAAAAACAUAUAAAAUAGAUCACGUUGUUCAUGGUGCAGUUGCUACUAUAUGCACAUAUGGAGCUUUAAUGAAUGCAAAUCCAUUAUAAAUAGAACAUGCUAUCGGAAUGUUUUUAGCCCAUUAUAUUCCAUUCAGAGCUAUUAGAGCUGGUAAAUAAUUAUCUGAUUCCAAAGGCGCAUCAGCUGCUUUAUCAACAGAAGCAGCCCUUAUGUGUAUAAAAAGAGCUAUGAACGGCUUUAUUGGACCUAAGGAUAUUUUCAGAAACCCUGAAGCUAUUUUUAGAUUAAACGAGCCUACUAAAAACGGAGAUUCUCCUUUUGAUAUCUAUGUAUCUAAUAGUGGUGAUGAUUUCGCUGUUAUGGGAAUGCAUUUUAAAUUAGGAUUAUAUGAACACUAAUCUGCUGGUGCUUUAGAAGGAUUGUAAAAGUUGAUUUUAGAAAAUAAAUUCUUAGAACAUAAUAAUGCUAAUAUUAUUAGUAAAAUUAAAAUUAUUGCUUAUGAACCUGCUUUUGGUAUUAUUGGAGAUGCAUCAAAAAGAAGACCAAAAUCAAGAUAAUCUGCAGAUCAUUCCAUGGUUUAUAUUGUAUCUACUAUGCUAAGAAAAGCUAUUGAAGACAAAAGUUUAUCAAAUGUUAGUAGUUUAGAUGAAGUAUGGAAAAAAUUGAUUCUUUUACCUGAAGAUUAUUCUUAUAAAGCUAUUUAAAAUCCAGUUACUUUAAAUUUAAUUGAUAAGACUGAAUUCGAACAUGGAGGAAAAGAAUAUGAUGAAAAAUAUCCUGAAGGAAUUCCAACUUCUAUUUAAAUUACUUUAAAAAAUGGAAAAAUUCUUGAUUCUAAAUUUAUUAUGUUCCCUUCUGGACAUGCAAAAAAUAAGACUUGUGAUUUAAGAGGUAUAUUAGAGAAUAAAUUCUAAAUACUUGGUAAACUUGCUAUUUCUGAGAAUGAAAUUUAACCAAUGAUUUAAAAAUUAAUGAAUUUGGAUAAUUUGUCUAAUGCUGAUUUAUAAUAACUUUAUAAUUGCAAUAUAAAAUAUAGCGAAAAAUCUAUUGAUGAUGUCAAUUAUUGA